AUGUCUUUGCCCAACUCAGAGAACGCCUCCACCCUGGAGAACGCCAUGCAACUCUUGAUCCAGACCUUCCAUAAGUACUCUGGAAACGAGGGGGACAAAUACACACUGAGCAGGGCUGAGCUCAAAGAGAUGCUUACCACAGAGCUUGGCAACUACCUGGGGAACGCCCAGGAUAAGGAGGCGGUCGAUAAGGUUAUGGGAGACCUGGAUUCCAACAACGACGGGGAGGUAGAUUUCACCGAGUUCAUCAUACUGGUCGGAGCUCUGACUGUAGCCUGCAACGACUUCUUCCUGGAGUACAACGAAAAGCAAGAGAAGAAGAAGUGAACGGCCUCGGGACAAGGU
This is a messenger RNA of Seriola dumerili (greater amberjack), 345 nucleotides long. RefSeq names its product protein S100-A1-like (gene s100t). Bases 1 to 327 code for a protein of 108 amino acids. The transcript is spliced from 2 exons. The record is from RefSeq and is a predicted model, not a curated record. NCBI's taxonomy places the organism in Eukaryota, Metazoa, Chordata, Actinopteri, Carangiformes, Carangidae. Gene Ontology annotation, molecular function: transition metal ion binding; calcium ion binding.